AUGUCGACCUCUGAUAACAACUCUUCUCCUCCUGGUGUCACCGCAUCCGCGGAUGUUAUCACCUCCACCACCACUUCUCUCCUGAAUCUCAACAUGUCCAACAUCACCAAACUGUCCUCCUCCAACUAUCUAGUCUCGAGCCGUCAAGUCCAUGCGUUAUUUGACGGAUAUGACAACAAGCUCAUCUACAGUGCCCUCCUUGGUGCUCUCUCUCAAACCAUUCAGCCUCUUGUCUCUCUUGCGUCCACCUCUGCCGAUGUGUGGGACACUCUUGCUUCCACCUACGCCAAACCAAGCCGAGGCCACAUCAAACAGCUGCAACACCAACUCAAACAAUGGAAAAAGGGAAACAACUCCAUCAAUGAAUACGUUCAGGGUCUCACCUCCAGAUUUGAUCAACUUGCCCUUCUUGGUAAAGUCAUUGAUCAUGAAGACAAGAUUGACUAUGUUCUCCAGGGGCUUCCUGAAGAAUAUAAACCAGUCAUAGAUCAAACUGAAGGCCGUGAUACCCCUCCUACCCUCACGGAGCUUCACGAGAAACUCAUCAAUCAUGAAGCCAAACUGAUGUCCUCCUCCUCCUCUGUCUCAUUUCCGAUCUCUGCAAACUAUGCGAACAAUCGCUCCAAACCUGGUCAAAAACAGGGCCAGCGUACAAAUCAAUCUCCGCAGCAACCAUGGAACAACAACAACAAUCAACAAAGAGGUCAGCGUCCAUACCUUGGCCGGUGUCAGAUCUGCGGUGUACAAGGUCACUCCGCAAGACGCUGUCCUCAGUUGCCGACGAUGCAACAACCAGCCUCCAGGGCUCUGCUCCCAACUCCUCCUCAACCACCAGCUCCGUGGCUCCCUCGCGCCAAUUUUGCCGCCAGCUCACAACAAUCACCACAGUUGGUCCUUGAUACCGGUGCUACACACCACAUCACGUCUGACCUGAACAACUUAACACUCCAUCAGCCCUACACAGGUGGUGAAGAGGUCAUCAUCGGCGACGGAAAUGGCUUACCAAUCUCCCAAACUGGUUUUGUUUCUCUUCCCUCAAACACUAAACCUUUUUCUCUAUCCAAUGUGCUCUAUGUCCCUGAUAUUAAAAAGAACCUCAUCUCUGUCUACCGUCUCUGUAAUACUAACCAAGUCUCCGUGAAAUUUUUCCCGGCUCAUUUUCAGGUGAAAGAUCUGAACUCGGGGGUCCCGUUACUCCAAGGUCGUACCAAUGAGGAACUGUAUGAGUGGCCGAUCAUGAAAUCUGCAGUGAGAGCUUUCUUUGCAACUCCAACUGUCAAAACCUCUCUUUCCGACUGGCAUUCAAGACUCGGCCAUCCUUCUCUUCCGAUUCUAAAAUCUAUCAUUUCCAAACACUCUCUACCUUGUUCUGCUGUUUUCCCUAAGUUUUUGUCUUGCGUUGAUUGUCUUUCCAAUAAAAGCCACAAACUAAGUUUUUCACAAACCUCUAUCUCUUCUACUCGUCCAUUACAAUACCUCUUUACGGAUCUUUGGACUUCUCCUGUCCUUUCCGUCAACAAAUACAAACACUGGGCCUGA
This is a messenger RNA of Microthlaspi erraticum, 1539 nucleotides long. The record is from the annotation of a GenBank genome assembly. NCBI's taxonomy places the organism in Eukaryota, Viridiplantae, Streptophyta, Magnoliopsida, Brassicales, Brassicaceae.